Molecule: messenger RNA, 2831 nt
Organism: Anguilla anguilla (European eel)
Lineage: Eukaryota; Metazoa; Chordata; Actinopteri; Anguilliformes; Anguillidae
Gene: tars1
Product: threonyl-tRNA synthetase 1
Exons: 19
Coding region: 159-2330 (723 amino acids)
Biological process (GO): threonyl-tRNA aminoacylation
Cellular component (GO): cytoplasm
Molecular function (GO): threonine-tRNA ligase activity; ATP binding
Source: RefSeq, a predicted model, not a curated record
UUGGAAGUAUGAAGCGGACUCGUAAUAUCCGGGUGACGUACUGACACCGGCAAGUGGCACGGUGUGCUUUAGAAUCUGCUUUUUUAGUUGCCUGAACCAAGCAUAGCUUUUCUCUCAAAUAACGGAAUUUUAAAUCUGAUUAUUUCUUCACUUCAUUCAUGGACGAAGAUAAAGUUACACGGCAGAUGGAAGGAUUGCAAGUCGAAGAUAACAAGGAUGGUGCAGGAGACAAAAAAAUUAAAGAUGGAGGAAAAAAGAAAAAUAAGGGAGGAGGAGAUACAGUGGGUAAAUCUGAGCUGAACCCGCCGCCCCAGUACAUCGAAGAACGCCUGUCCCUGUACAGCAAGCUGAAGGACGAACAUGACGCCCUGUUGGCGGAGAGGGCGGCCAAGGACAGCAAGCCCAUCAAAAUCACUCUUCCCGACGGGAAAGUGGUGGAUGGCGAGUCAUGGAGAACCACCCCUUACCAGGUGGCCUGUGGGAUCAGUCAGGGUCUGGCCGACAACACGGUGAUCGCCAAGGUGAACAACGACGUGUGGGACCUGGACAGGCCUCUGGAGGCCGACUGCAGCCUGCAGCUGCUCAAGUUCGACGACGAGGAGGCGCAAGCGGUGUACUGGCACUCGAGCGCCCACAUCAUGGGCGAGGCCAUGGAGAGGGUCUACGGAGGCUGCCUGUGCUACGGACCCCCCAUAGAGAACGGGUUUUACUACGACAUGUACCUCGAAAACGAGGGUGUGUCGAGCCAUGAUUUCCCAGGUCUGGAGAAUCUAUGCAAGAAGAUUAUAAAGGAGAAGCAGCCCUUUGAGAGGCUAGAGAUCAAGAAGGAGACCCUGCUGGAAAUGUUCAAGUACAAUAAGUUUAAGUGCCGGAUUCUGAAUGAGAAAGUGAAGACUCCAACAACUACUGUUUACAGGUGUGGGCCAUUGAUCGACCUCUGCAGGGGGCCACACGUCAGACACACUGGAAAGAUCAAGGCCUUGAAGAUCCACAAGAACUCCUCCACAUACUGGGAGGGGAAAGCUGACAUGGAGUCUCUGCAGAGGAUUUACGGGAUCUCCUUCCCCGAUCCCAAGAUGCUGAAGGAGUGGGAGAAGUUCCAGGAGGAGGCCAAGAACCGGGACCACCGCAAACUGGGCCGGGAGCAGGACCUGUUCUUCUUCCAUGACUUGAGUCCCGGGAGCUGCUUCUUCCUGCCCAAGGGGGCCUACAUCUACAACAGCCUGGUGCAGUUCAUCAGGAGCGAGUACAAGAAGAGGGGCUUCCAGGAGGUGGUGACCCCCAACAUUUACAACAGCAAGCUGUGGCAGACCUCCGGCCACUGGCAGCACUACAGUGAGAACAUGUUCUCUUUCGAGGCGGAGAAGGAGACCUUCGCUCUCAAGCCUAUGAACUGCCCGGGGCACUGCCUGAUGUUCGACCACCGGCCGCGCUCCUGGCGCGAGCUGCCCCUCCGCAUGGCCGACUUCGGCGUCCUGCACCGCAACGAGCUGUCGGGGACGCUGACCGGCCUCACCCGCGUCCGCCGCUUCCAGCAGGACGACGCCCACAUCUUCUGCUCCAUGGACCAGAUUGAGGGAGAGAUCAAGGGCUGCCUGGACUUCCUCCGCACCGUCUACGACGUGUUCGGGUUCACCUUCAAGCUCAAACUCUCCACCCGGCCCGAGAAGUUCCUGGGCGAGAAGGAAGUGUGGGACACAGCGGAGAAGCAACUGGAGAACAGCCUGAAUGAGUUCGGGGAGAAGUGGGUGUUGAAUCCUGGGGACGGAGCUUUCUAUGGACCAAAGAUCGACAUUGAGAUCAAGGAUGCAAUUGGAAGAUACCACCAGUGUGCCACCAUCCAGCUAGACUUCCAGCUGCCAAUACGUUUCAAUCUCACCUUCGUCAGCCACGACGGUGACGAUAAGCAGAGACCAGUCAUCAUCCACAGGGCCAUUCUGGGCUCGGUGGAGAGAAUGAUCGCCAUCCUGACUGAAAACUACGGGGGCAAAUGGCCGCUCUGGCUGUCCCCGCGGCAGGUGAUGGUCGUGCCGGUGGGGCCCACCUGCGAAGAGUACGCCCAGCGGGUGCAGCAGGAGUUCCACAGUAACGGCCUCAUGACCGACGUGGACCUGGACCCGGGCUGCACUCUGAACAAGAAGAUCAGGAACGCACAGCUGGCUCAGUACAACUUCAUCCUGGUGGUUGGAGAGAAGGAGAAGAGCAGCGAGACGGUGAACGUGCGCACGCGGGACAACAAGGUCCACGGGGAACGGAGCGCGAAGGACUGCUUGGAGCGCUUGCGCCACCUAAAGGCCGUGCGCACCCGCAACGCCGAAGAGGAAUUCUGAGCAGUUCUGACAGUUACCAUCAGCAACCAGUGGAGCAACCGUGUCAUCACACGGCACAUGACGCUUCCUUGUCUAAUUUCCAUAAAUGAUUUCGCUGUCAUAACCACACCGCGAGACGCUUCUUUGUCUUAUUUUCAUAUGUAGUUUCGCUGAAAUUUACUUGAAUUGUAAUGCCUUACCUGUUUAACUACAAAGAUACAGUAUUUAUUUCUGUGGUAAUUGUUACCUGUUUCUCAUCAGCUCUACCGUUAGGUCCUUGUGCUUGUCAAAAUCUUUCUGAAAUCAUGAUGCUGUUGGUUCUGUGGUUAGCCUCGCAGUUACAAAGGUUUUUAUUUUACUUUUAAAAAUAAAAAAACUUUUGACUUCCAGAUUUGACUGUCUGUGUUCCCGUUGUCACUGGUGGCAGAAUGCUCUACUUCAGAAAUGUGGUACUUUUGUGGAACAGAACAAAAUCCUAAAAAACAAUGUCAAGACAUAUUUUCAAUAAAGGAAUAUCUUUCA